Messenger RNA from Stegostoma tigrinum, 2252 nucleotides. RefSeq names its product nucleolar protein 7 (gene nol7). Gene Ontology annotation, molecular function: RNA binding. Lineage: Eukaryota; Metazoa; Chordata; Chondrichthyes; Orectolobiformes; Stegostomatidae. The record is from RefSeq and is a predicted model, not a curated record. The transcript has 7 exons. Bases 31 to 633 code for a protein of 200 amino acids. Gene Ontology annotation, cellular component: nucleus.
CAAAACUUGAAGUUGAACCAAUGAGGAGCCAUGAAGAUGGCGAGAAGGGAAGCGGGGUGUCUCGUGAAAAGCCGACAAGAUCGGCGGGAAAUGUCGGCUGAAUCCAACCAGAGGGAAGCAGAUGAAGCACCGGAAGAGGUGACUUUCAGUAGCGCCCGGGAGGCAGCUGAAAGAAACAUAAAAGCGGCGCUAGAGAUUGUGAGGAGAGAAAAAGCAUUGCUGAAGGAGAAAAGAAGAAGAAAGGAACAGUUAUUCAAAGAGCAGAAGAAACGCAAGUUGCUUCCGGAUAAUAUUCUUGAAGCGAUCACUUCAGUCUCAGAUAAGAAUGACCAGACACAUGACUCGAGUAAAGAAGGUGAAGGUUGUGAUUCUAUGCAGCACCCUGAGGAGGAUAGUGGAUUGGAAGGAGAUGUUGAGGAGUGCUUGGAUACCAGAUGGAAGGAGAGCUAUAUGGCCAUUCGUUUAAAGGACCAAGGGCAAAAAAGCCAGCAGAUUGAAAAUGCUAAAGCUUUCAUUAAUUUUCGACUGUAUGGACCUGGCAGCAGGAGAAGCAGUGUCAAUGAAUACUUCUCAGUAGCAAACAAGAAAGCAGAAAAGAAAAAAGCUGCAAUGCUGUUUGUCAACAAAUCCUAGGGUAAGAAACCUUAGUAUAACCUACAGUUGGUGGCUCUAAAGUAGUAGACUGCAUAAUUGUGGAAAUUAGGCAAGUGUGUAGCAAAAACAGAAGUAUUAAUGGAGGAUUUUAACCUUAACAUAAGUCGUAAGCGGCUGACAAACACCUGUCAGAAAGGUAGAGAGUUUCUGCCGUGUCAAGGAUUAUUUCCUACAACAAAAUAUCCUGGAUGCCACAAGGGGACAGGCAGUAUUGGAUUUAGUAAUGACCUGGAUUUAAUUAGUAACCUAAUUGUGCAUGAACAUUUAUCAAGUAGUGAUCAUAACAAGAUAGAGUUCAGUAUAGUAUUUGAAAGUGAAAAGCCCAAAUCAACUACUAGAAUUUUAAAUUCAGGAUGACCAACGUUAGUGAGAUGAGAGACUGUCUAAAGCAAACUGAAAAAAAUCUGCUUCUUGAGUAUUGUUGGAGCUGCACUUAUCUAAACAAGUAUUCCAUCAUAUCCCUGAUGAUAUGCCUUGUGGAUGCAAGACAGGUUUUGCAAGUCAGAAGAUGUGUGACUCACCACAGAGUUCCCAGCCUCUGCUCUGGUACAAUAUUUAUAAAGCGGUAAUACAGUCCAAGUUUACAAUAUCCUUCAUGUUCUGCUCUUUGAAAUCUUGGCCUUAAUUUUGCUCUGAUGCCAAGAGCUCACAUUCACCAUUCGCAUCAGUAUCUCAGCCCUGGUAUCCAAAGGAUGCAACAUUUGGAAACAAAUCAUAUUAAAGGAUCCUCAUUGUCACAUAGAUUCUAAGUCAAAAAAUAUAAACUAGAAAUGAUGUACAGCAUGCAAAAUAAGGGUUGGAAAAUGUAGAUAAGAUUAAGGAAGUGAGCUGAAAGGGGCACAAAACUUUAAAAUUCUAAAAAUCUUAUGCUAAUUUUCAUCAUUGAAUAAAAUUCCAUGUUAAAUUUUCAGCACACGAGAAGUUGCUGGUAAGUAGUUAUAACCUACCAUGUGUUCAAAUCUCAUUAACACCCUAGUGUCAUUUUCUUCCGCUUUCUUUUUAAAAACUGCAGAGCUAGUGGCCAAGUACAGCUGCAGUCAUUUCAGUACUGGAACUGUCCAUUUUGUGAAUGAUUGAAAUGUAUCGAUUGCGAAUUCUGGACUUGAAUAUUGUGCAUUGUGCAGAAUUUGCUGUGUCCUUCCUAAAUCAUAACAAUAAUACCAUCAGUGCUGAAUUGUUAAUUUCACUUGCAUGCCCCAAGGAUUUAUAGCUUUGCAUGGUAUUUAUUUUACUUUUUAAUCAAAAUAACUUUUCUUUUAGAAGCUGCUGUGAAGUUUUGUAAGUUUAUGGAUUCAGAUUCACUCUUCCACUGGGAAAUAAGGGAAUGGAGCUAUUGGGAAAAUGGAAGUAUACAUGGGGCUCAAAUAGAAGAAAUGGGAGGUCUCUUUGACAGGACACAUACUCUGGACAUUAACAUUUAUGUGCUGAAUUAAUUAAUCUUGAAGAAGCUGUACACCAUAUUUUCUGUAAUAGUUUGAUGCUAUGGUACAAGAUUAUACUGUGUAAUAGCUGUCAGUUGUUACGUUAAUAAAUUGGGAUGCUGGAAGUGUUUCUAAUAUUGUAUACAACGUGUUCUCCAUAAAAAUAUUUAAAGCCGA